AAAUCUCCGAUGAAAAAAAGGAAAAAGGGCAUAAAAGGAAAGUAUCGACGAUAUUCCGCUGCCGCACGCGAGAAUCACGUGACGUUGAUCCUUGAAAUUGACAGAGCACUGGCGUUUGUGUCAUCAAACCCUAAAAGAAGAAAUCGAAAUCACCAGAAAAAAUGGGAGUGGAGAAGGAAGUCAUCAGAGCUGGAAAUGGCCCCAAACCACAGCCUGGUCAAACUGUCACCGUCCACUGCACUGGUUACGGGAAAGAUAGAGACCUGAGUCAAAAAUUCUGGAGCACUAAGGAUCCAGGCCAGCAGCCUUUCUCUUUCAAGAUCGGCCAAGGCAAAGUUAUCAAAGGAUGGGAUGAAGGAGUACUGGGCAUGCAAUUGGGAGAAGUUGCUCGAUUAACGUGCACCCCUGAUUAUGCUUAUGGUGCUGGUGGAUUUCCAGCAUGGGGGAUUCAACCCAACUCAGUUUUGGUUUUUGAGAUUGAAGUCCUUGGUGCACAAUGAGCAUUUCCUUAACAUUUGAGCAGUUCUGAUGGAGCUGUUCUACUCUAUGCAGUAGUCAGUUUGGUGAUACUUACUAAGACGGCUUGGGGGUAUCAGAACUGCUCAUGUACUCUUUGCUUUUAUGCAGCUUGUUGAAACAGAUUAAGGCAAUAAUAAAUGCUUUCUAGCUUUUCUCUGGAUAA
This is a messenger RNA of Solanum dulcamara, 682 nucleotides long. Its product is annotated as peptidyl-prolyl cis-trans isomerase FKBP12. The coding region runs from base 162 to 500 and encodes 112 amino acids. NCBI's taxonomy places the organism in Eukaryota, Viridiplantae, Streptophyta, Magnoliopsida, Solanales, Solanaceae. The transcript has 5 exons. The record is from RefSeq and is a predicted model, not a curated record. Gene Ontology annotation, molecular function: peptidyl-prolyl cis-trans isomerase activity.